Lottia gigantea (owl limpet) is the source of this 2463-nucleotide messenger RNA. RefSeq lists its product as hypothetical. The transcript is spliced from 13 exons. The record is from RefSeq and is a predicted model, not a curated record. Bases 1 to 2463 code for a protein of 820 amino acids. Lineage: Eukaryota; Metazoa; Mollusca; Gastropoda; Lottiidae.
AUGGAAAAUGAAUUAGAGGUGGUAGAUAGUGCCACACAGCACAGAUCUAUAGUGGAAUAUCUAUCAGAAGUUUGUGGUAUUAGAACAGACAAAAGUGCUAGACUUGCUGCUAUGACAAUGUUGUCUGACCUCCUUAGAUCAGUUCAAGUUUCUGUGUCAACCAAACGCAUUUGUAUACAAAGUGGUAUUUUAGAGAAUCUUGAUGAUAUUCUAGACCUACCCACCUCGGCAAGUUAUAUUGAUAAUAUGAGUAUACUACAUAUUAAAUUAGCCUUACAGAUUAUUUGGGAAUUGUCUUUUGCUCCUGUUUGUGUGCAGGAACCUUUGGUUGAUAAAAAAUUCCUAGCUAAGAUAGUUAGCUUCAUCAAGCUAGCAGAUAGUCCAUUGUUGAGAUAUGAUAAGGCUGGUACACAGUUCCUCAAAAAACUUUGUGAAGGAAAGCAGAUUAUUGGACAAAUCAGUGGAGAAUUUGUACAAAUGGAGAUGUCGGUUAUUGAUAAUGAGGCCAAUUAUUUUAUGAAACAAAGUAUGAUGUUAUGUCCUUCUCAAAUUAAAGAAUGUAGGUUGUUUGAUACAUGUGGAGAAGAUGAUGUUGAUAUAUCUGAUGUAUUUAUUACAGAAAGACAUGCUAUUCAUAAAGAAAGUAAACUGACAUUUACAGAUGACUCUUGGAAAGACAUUCUAGUCACAAAUGUUGUUGCCGGACCUUACUUUUGGGCUCAAAUUGGUGAGAAGGUCAUUUUGACUGCUCAGAAAAUUCAGUUGUUGCUAGCUUCUGACGAUUUAAAGUUAACUACAGCCCAUGUUGGUCAGUAUGUAGCUGUUAAACAUGAUGAUUCUUACUUUCGAUGUCGAGUUUUGAAUAACUAUGGAGAACAUGUAGUUGUCAUGGCAGUAGAUUAUGGUAUGGUUGUUUUGGUUGAAGAAUCUAUGGUAUUUGCGUUACCAGAAUCUGUUGGCAUUAUGGUUUAUCAACCUCAAGUCAAAUUGUACUGUCUCUCAGGAGUAGCUCCCCCUUUAUUAGAUACAGACAUUCAACAAGUAGCUUUAGGUAUACUAGUUAAUUUAGCUAGACAGAAAGUAGUUAUUGGAAUUUCAUUAAACAACAUGAAGAUAAUGGAAGUUUUAAAGAAAACUUUAUUCUGUAAAAUACCCAGUUUAGUUCUACAGUCUCUUAGUUUACUCAAUAAUUUAUUAAGUAAUCCUAGAAUGGGUAACAAACUACCAGUUGUUGAUAUAAUUAAAUGGGUAUUAGAAAUUUGUGAAGAUGUUGCUAGUUUGAAUGUGAGUAAAGCUCUUCAAGAAAAAUUAUCAGCAGCAUGUUUAUCAUGUUUAUCUACAUUAUUAUUUAAAAACAGACAGAAACGUAAUGACUUCUAUCUUAAUCAUGGUUUAGAAGUGACUGUAAGGCUAGCUGGAGACUAUCCUAAACCAUCUAUAGUAUACAACAGAGUUGUUCGUGUAUUAAAGAAUUAUAUUAUUACCUUCGAUAAAACAGCUAGAGAAAAAACACCACCAAGAAAAACACAAUAUGAUGAUAUUAGUCCUAUUCGAUCCAGACAUUGUAGUAAUGAGAAUAAAGUUAUAUUUAAAUCUAUUAGCAUUGAGGACGAGAGUUCAAGUGAUGAUGAAGUAAACCAUUCUGAACUACCUAGAUUAAAUAUAUCACAUUCAGUUAAUACAGCUUUAUUUUAUAAUGAUACUUCUACUGAUACAGAUAUAAAAUAUAUCAGAGAUAUUAAAUAUAUAAGUUUGUUACUGUUUAAUACUGAUAUAGACAUUAGAUAUAACAGAGCUUUAUUAGUGUUUAAUACUGAUACAAAUAUUAAAUAUAACAGAGAUAGUGAUACAGGAUUAAGAGAUAGUGUUAUAGUUGAAAUUAGAGAAAAUACAACAUUAGAAACUAUCUCUGUUGAAUCAUUAUCAGAAAUAACAUGUGCUAUGUUUAAUUCAGGUAAAGGUGGUACUAUAUAUUUUGGUAUCAAUAAAGAAGGUAUUGUAAAAGGACUAUAUCUAAAUCGUGAUGAAAGAGAUGAAUUAAGAAUGGGUAUAGAUCAAAUGAUGAAUGAAAGAAUACAUCCAUCUAUACUACAUUAUCAGUUUACAGUAUCUUUAAAACCUGUUAUUGAUGUUGAUGAUAAAGGUGACCAAAUUAAAAGAGAAGAUCUAUAUGUUGUUGAAAUUUACCUAGAAAGUAAACCUGGUAUGUUUUAUUCAUGUAAUAGAACUAAACGAUGUUUCUAUAGAUUUGGAGAUAAAACAAGUCUCAUACAUACUCAGGAUAUCAGAGAACUAAUUGUUUUAGAAGAAGAAAGUAAAUAUAAGAAAGAGAUUACAAUGUUAGAAAAGAAACUGGAAGAGUUAAAGAUUAUGUUGAUCUCGUUAAAGCGUAUCAAACCACAUCUCCAACUCUCAAUGACAGAAAAAUUCUUUCAAAAUGCGUUGAGUCGAAAAGAUGCUUAA